UUAUGGAAUUUGUUUUGCACAACAGAAAAGACACAAAAUUAGCAGCUUCAGAAAUGUACUCAAAACUUGGGGCAAAAUCAACGACAAAUCCAAUCAAAAAUAAUCUCAAACAAAAACAACUACAAAAUUCUCUCAAUUCUUGGCUCUCAUUUUCUUUCACUUUAAAAAAAAUUGGAAUUUGCACCUUAUUUAUUUUAUUUAUUUAUGCACUUAUUUCUUCCUUGAUUGAACGAGAGUACUUUACGGAAAGUAAUAUACCUUCGCAGAGGUAUUUUUGUUUAAUUUUUUCAAAACUGGUUUCCUUUGUUUUUCAAGUGUUUUUAAAAUGA
Molecule: messenger RNA, 329 nt
Organism: Meloidogyne enterolobii
Lineage: Eukaryota; Metazoa; Nematoda; Chromadorea; Rhabditida; Meloidogynidae
Source: the annotation of a GenBank genome assembly